This is a messenger RNA of Nothobranchius furzeri (turquoise killifish), 18146 nucleotides long. It is a transcript of the gene hmcn1, whose product is annotated as hemicentin 1. Gene Ontology annotation, cellular component: axon; plasma membrane; neuronal cell body. The record is from RefSeq and is a predicted model, not a curated record. Lineage: Eukaryota; Metazoa; Chordata; Actinopteri; Cyprinodontiformes; Nothobranchiidae. Gene Ontology annotation, biological process: homophilic cell-cell adhesion; synapse organization. Gene Ontology annotation, molecular function: calcium ion binding; axon guidance receptor activity.
UCAGUUGGAUUAAUUUGAUUUCACUACAUUUUCAGACCCUUCUCAACUAAAACAGCAUUUUGAAAACCAAAGUGUGAAUUCAAUAAACCGCCGCUAGGUGGCAGUGCAGAUAUGAAAACCACCCAGAGUGGUUUUCUGGUCAAUUUGUCUCAUUUCAGAUUAGCACAGAAAACUAUCAGUCAAAUCAACCCAGAAAACUGUGUUCAUAUAAGAUUUUCAGUUUAAGAUUAUAAAAUAGCAGAAUUGUCAACGUUUAAAGGAACAAAAGACGCAUGGAGCCUUGAGUCUUCGGGAAGCAUUUGGACCAAUGAGAAGUGCUUUGCACCCUGCAGACUUUCUCGCCAACUGAGAGGUGGUCGUUGUAUGACAGAGCUGAACCAGAACCAGUGCUCCUGACUCUGUAGAUCUGAGACAACAGGCGCUCCCACAGCUGCAGGGAUCACAAGUCCAGCUGACAGAUCUGUGAAGGGCUUCAACAGGAAAGAGGCGCACAAACGGACUCCUUUAUCCGCCGUCUUUACGCACUGGAUCAGCUGUUCGGAUGCCUCUGCUUUCAUUUGGAGACUCACGCUGAGGUUUGAAGAUUCCAGAAAAGAGAAGAUCUGAAAUGGGGACCGAAGUCAUGUGGCUGUCGCUUGUCCUGUCGGCGGUGCUCACCGCAGGACAGGAGACAAGCCAGGACAUCCCGGAGGGCGCGUCCACCCUGGCGUUUGUCUUUGAUGUGACCGGAUCCAUGUACGACGACUUGGUCCAGGUCAUCGAGGGAGCGUCCAAGAUCUUAGAAACCUCACUGAGCAGACCUAAGAGACCCCUGUAUAACUUCGCUCUGGUGCCCUUCCAUGACCCAGAGAUCGGACCAGUAACAAUCACAACAGACCCGAAGAAGUUUCAGCAGGAGCUAAGAGAGUUGUACGUUCAGGGAGGCGGCGACUGCCCGGAGAUGAGCAUCGGUGCAAUUAAAAUAGCUUUGGAGAUCUCUUUGCCAGGAUCUUUCAUUUACGUCUUCACCGAUGCUCGUUCUAAAGACUUCAAGCUGACCCACGAAGUCCUGCAGCUCAUUCAGCAGAAACAGUCUCAGGUGGUGUUUGUGUUGACGGGCGACUGUGAUGAUCGGAAUCAUGUUGGUUACAAGGUGUAUGAGGAGAUCGCGUCCACAAGCUCUGGACAAGUCUUCCAUCUGGACAAGAGACAGGUCAACGAGGUUCUUAAAUGGGUAGAAGAAGCAGUGCAGUCCUCAAAGGUCAACCUGCUGUCCACUGAUCACUUCAGCCAAGCCAGCAACAACUGGCAGAUGCCCUUUGACCCCAGCCUGAAGGAAGUUACUGUGGCUCUCAGUGGCCCAGCACCUGGGAUAGAGAUCAGCAAUCCCCGGGGAAAGCUUGUGGGGGAAAAUGACGGUCUGACUGAGCUCUUGCACAUUCCCAACUCCGCCAAAGUUGUCAACAUCAAGGACCCAGAGCCAGGGAUGUGGUCUAUCAAGAUCUCUAGUAAAGGGCGUCACUCAGUCAGGAUCUCAGGUCUCAGCACCAUUGAUUUCCGUGCCGGUUUUUCCAGAAAACCAACCAUGGAUUUCAAAAUGACAUCCAGUAGGCCAGUUCAAGGUAUUCCCACUCACAUCCUUCUGAACACCACUGGACUUUCACCUCCUGCUCGACCCGACAGGCUCGAGCUCCUCAAAGUCACAGGCCAGGUUAUUAAAACGUUACCUGUCAGGUAUUACCCGGAGCGACAGCCAUACAGCCUCUGGAAUCUCACGGAGUUCCUCCCACCAAACGAGGCUUUCUUUCUGCGGGUUACGGGAUACGAUCAGGAUGGCUACAUCUUCCAGAGGGUCUCCAGUGUGUCUUUCUCCAGUAUCGUACCUAAUGCACCUAAAGUGGUGAUGCCACCUACUACUAGUGGUUACUACCUCCAGAGAGGGGCUCUCAGAUGCCAAGUAGAGAGUUUGAUACCUUUCACUCUGCGUUUUAGCAGAGAUGGAAGACGACUUGGGGUGGACCUACUCUUCAGUGAGUCUGAUAGUGCUUCAUGGGAAAUAGAGCAGGUAACCCUGAAGGAUGAAGGAGAUUAUGAAUGCAUCGCCAUCAGCAGCGCUGGAACAGGACGAGCUCAAACAUUCCUGGAUGUGUCUGAGCCUCCUCCUGCCAUCACAGUGGAGGGUAACGUUACUGUUCCUCCUGCCUCUCGUGCCGUCCUCACCUGCCACGUUGUCAGCACCGUCACCUUCAACCUCACCUGGCUGCGAGGAGGCCUCGAUGUCCGCCUGGACCCACGGGCAAACAUCCUCACCAACCAUUCACUCCGGGUGUCUGGCGUGACCCCGGACCAUGCAGGCUGGUACGAGUGCAUUGCUACAAACGAAGGAGGAUCGACCUCAGAGCGGAUCUACCUCACUGUGCAAGAGGUUCCCAGGGUGCACGUGGAGCCCCAGAAUCAGACAUUUGUGGUGGGAGAUGAUGUAAUAAUCAGAUGCUCUGCCAGUGGUUUUCCUCCACCCCGUCUGAUUUGGACCCACAACGACAUGUUCAUCACAGCAUCACACAGACACAGGAUGACCCCUGACGGCUCUCUGGUUAUGAGGAACAUGAAGAAGAAGGACAGAGGGAUGUACAGCUGCUUGGCCAGUAACCAGGCUGGUACAGACUCGAUGACUUCCAUCCUCACCUACUUUGAAUUUCCUGUGGUGACAGUGGCAUUAGGGAAGAUUCUCACAGCCAUUGGAGAAACCACAGUGAUGACUUGCUCAGCAACUGGGAUCCCUCAACCUGAGAUCAGGUGGUACAAAGGAGAUACGCAGUUCCAUUCCUCAUCCCACUUGGAGGUGGACAUGAAGGGAGGAACACUUACCAUAAAGCAAACCCAGAUUGAUGAUGCUGGAGAUUACACGUGUGAUGCUGUAAAUGCUGCUGGAAGCUCAUCUGGGAGGGUCUCCCUUGAUGUUGGAGCUGGACCCACUUUUACCCGAGAGCCUUCAGAUGUAGCAGCAGACAUCGGCUCCAACGUGACCCUGUCCUGUCAUGCUGAAGGAUACCCUGAACCUCAGAUCACCUGGAGGAGAGAGGACGGCUCCCCUCUUCUCAACAGACUCCGCACACAUGGCAGCAUAUCCCAGAGGAGGGGAGAUCUACAUAUCAUUAAUCUUUGGGUGAUGGAUGAGGCAGUGUUUAUCUGCGAAGCUCAAAACCUCUUUGGUAAGAUCCAAACCCAGGCCAGCAUCAUUGUGACUGGACUUGUAAAACCUGUUAUUGCAUUGAGUCCAGCUGUGCUCAGUGUCAUUGAAGACCAGCAGCUAACUCUUCCCUGUGUUCUGCUGGCUGGGAAUCCUCUGCCUGAGAGGCAAUGGCUGCACAACUAUGGCCUGGUGACCCCAGACCAAUAUGUAACAGUGAGGAGGGAUGGCAGUCUGCAUAUUGACAGAGUUCAGCUGGAUGAUGGAGGCGACUACACCUGUUUGGCUGAGAAUGUUAUCGGGGCCACAAACCAAACAACCACUGUCAACGUUUAUGUGAUUCCUACUAUUCAACACGGCCCUCAGGUAUUCAGUACAAUUGAAGGAACACCAGUAACUCUGCCGUGCCGUGCCAGUGGAGUACCAAGUCCUGAGAUCACCUGGACUAAGGAUGGGGGGCUGCUGAACUUGGGUGGUCCAGCUUUCUCCUCGGAUCCUGACGGCAGCCUCCUCAUCACUUCUCCUUCUGGAAAUGAGACUGGAGAGUUCGUCUGCACAGCUAUCAACGCAGCCGGCUACGCUCUCAGGAAGGUCCAGCUAACAGUCUAUGUGCGACCUAGGUCUGUUGUUGAUGGUUCUGGAGGCUCCGCAGAGCCUGUGAAGAUGUUGGUGGUUGAGGGGGAAGACUCAGUUUUGCCAUGUGAAGUCCACAGUGUCCCUCCUCCCACCAUCAGCUGGGCUAAAGAGAAGCAGCUCAUCUCACCGUUUUCCCAGAGACACACUCAGCUUCCCUCUGGCUCCAUGAAGAUCUUGGGGACCAGAGUCUCUGACAGUGGACUUUAUGUGUGUGUUGCCUCUAAUAUUGCUGGGAACGUAUCACUGUCCAUUGAACUGAGAGUUUUAGUGCCCCCUAGAAUUCAGCCUGGCCCCAGAGUGAUGAAGGUGAAGGUGGGUCACCAGGUGGAUCUAGCCUGUGUGGUGACAGGAGUACCAGAGCCUACUCUAACCUGGACUAAAGGUGGUAAAAGAUACCCUGCAUCUUCUGAUGGGAGUCUGACACUAAGGAGGGUUGGACUGGAUGAUGAAGGAACCUACACAUGCACAGCUAAUAACACCGCAGGCACGGACCAGGCCCGAGUUCAAGUUCUGAUACAAGUACCUCCUGUGGUUGAAGUCCCAGAGCCCCCAUACAACAGCCCACUGCAGGAGAGAGUGGCGAACCAGCGUAUUGCCUUUCCCUGCCCUGCCAAAGGUCUACCUAAGCCGGUUAUACGCUGGCUUCGUAACGGUCACGAGCUGACUGGUAACGAGCCUGGCUUGUCCAUCCUGGAGGACGGCACACUGCUGAUCCUGGCAUCUGUUUCACCUCUGGAUGAUGGGGAGUAUGUCUGUUAUGCUGCCAAUGAUGCUGGGUCCACCGAGAAAAAGUACCAGCUUAAAGUCAACGUUCCCCCUAAUAUCCGUGAAGGUGACACAUCUGGUAACCUUUCAGUUGUUCUGAAACAGCCCAUCAACUUGGAGUGUGAUGUUACAGGAAGUCCAACACCUGUCAUCACCUGGUAUAAAGAUGAUGCUUUGGUUGUCGCCAGUAACAGCAUCCAGAUACUCAACAUGGGAAAAACCCUGAAGCUGCUGAAGGCGGAGAUGGCAGAUGGAGGCAGCUACAGCUGUAAAGCCAUCAACAUAGCAGGCAGCGCAGAAAGAAACUUUGUUUUAGAUGUUCUGGUCCCACCAACAUUUGUGGGGUCUGCAUCUCCUCGGGAUGUUUCAGCAAUUCUAAAACAAGAGGUCACGCUAGAGUGCAAAGUUCAGGGGUCACCUUUUCCUGACAUCCAGUGGUACAAAGAAAGAAAGCCGGUGUUUCUGGCUGAUCCAAAUCUGGAAGUCACCAACAGGGGUCAGGUGCUGAGGAUAAAAAAUGCACGUCUUGGGGACCAGGCUCGAUACCAGUGCAGUGUAAUUAACAAAGCUGGAAAACAGUCUAAAGACUUUAAUCUCAGUGUCCACGUGCCCCCCUCCAUUGUAGGGGGGAACGUCACCACGAAGGUGAUAGCGCUGCUGGACACAAUGGUAACACUGGAGUGUGAAGCACGUGGAGCGCCGCUCCCCACCACCGCCUGGUACCGAAAAGAAGAGGCAAUCCUGUCCAACAGACGGGCUCAGUAUCUAGAACGAGGCAAAUACCUGAAGAUCCCCCGGGCUCAGGCAUCUGAUGCAGGUCGUUUCACCUGCAAGGUGACAAAUGUGGCUGGGAGUGCCGAGAAGACCUACGAAGUGGACAUUUACUUACCUCCUACUAUUCCAGGGGCAGAUGAUGGACCCUCUGAGAAGAGAGUGGUUCUCACUAAACAUCUGAUCCUGGAGUGUGCGGCAGCUGGACACCCCCCACCCUCCCUCACCUGGCUGAAAGACGGAGUCCCUGUGCGUGACGGAGAAAGUGUCCGUGUCCUAGAGCGAGGAAGGAAAAUAGAAAUCCUCUCAGCCACCGUGUCAGACUCAGGACGUUACGUCUGUGUGGCAAUGAGCGUCGCUGGGGAGAAGGAGGUCAAAUACGAUGUCAAAGUUUUAGUUCCUCCCCUCAUUCGUGGAGGUGAUGAGGUGACGGACAGCCCUGUUAUAAUCAACAGUCCUCUGGAGCUGGAGUGUCACACCACUGGAACACCUGCUCCUGUCGUUACCUGGUUUAAGGAUGGAAAACCACUCAGACAGGGAGAAGGGUUACGAAUUGCAGCGAAUGGGCAACGACUGGUCGUUUCUCGUGCUCAGGUUUCUGACACUGCUCGUUUUCAAUGUGUGGCCAGUAAUGAGGCAGGAGACCAUGAGAGGAUCUUCAGUGUGGUGGUCCAAGUUCCUCCAUCCAUCCGUAUAACCGGGCAUUCAGAGCGUUCAGUGGUUCUGCACAAAUCCAUCAGUCUGGAGUGCAUCUCCAGUGGCAUUCCUCCACCCAAUAUCACCUGGCUUAAAGAUGGCCGACCUGUGGACACAACUAUGGAACACCUUAAGCUGCUCUCAGCUGGCAAGAUGCUAAAGAUCACAGGAGCCAGACUGGAGGAUUCUGGGAAAUACACCUGCCUGGCCACAAAUGCAGCCGGUGAAGCUCAGCAGAAUGUUCAACUCAGCAUUCACGAGCCGCCCAGCAUCUCGUCUUCUGGACAAAUCAUCAACCAGACCAUUCUGUCGGGCUUUUCUACUGAGCUAGAGUGCAAGGCCACAGGAAGUCCUCUACCUGCUGUUACGUGGCACAAAGAUGGCCGACCUCUGACCAUUGCGGCUGGUGUCUCGGUGCUGAAGCGUGGCCAGGUGCUAGAGAUCGAACAGGCUCAGCUGUCUGACGCUGGAAUGUACAGAUGUGUAGCUGUCAACCUGGCUGGAGCUGCAGAGGCGCUCUACAGUCUACAAGUCUUUGUUCCUCCAAUCAUCUCCAGCCCAGGCGGUACCCUAUCAGUUGUGGUGAACGAGGCCACUCAGCUGGAGUGUGAGGCCUCUGGGGUUCCUGUUCCCAGUCUGACAUGGUUAAAAGAUGGCAGCCCUGUGGCAAGCGUUUCUCAUGGCAUACAGGUGACACCCAGUGGCAGAAAGCUGUUUCUGAACAGCGUGCUGGUCAGUGAUGCAGGUAGAUACACCUGUGUGGCUGUUAAUGCUGGAGGAGAGCAGCAGAGGGAGUACGACCUGAAGGUUUUUGUACCACCGAACAUCAAAGGUGAAGAGGUGAACGCUACGGUCAUGCUUGGAAAUCCUGUUGAGCUGCUAUGCCAGAGCGAUGCGGUCCCUCCACCCACGCUGUCCUGGUACAAAGAUGGACGCCCUCUGUUUAGGAAGCCUGGUCUGACUGUCUCCUCAGAUGGUAGCUCACUCAAGGUUAACAGUGCCCAGGUGCAGGACUCAGGAAGAUACACCUGUGAAGCCACUAAUGUUGCUGGAAAAACAGAGAAGAACUACAACCUCAAUGUUUGGGUGUCUCCCAGCAUCAGUGGCUCAGAAGAGGUAUCCCCUCUGACUGUGACUGAAGGAAGUCUUAUUACCUUGGUGUGUGAGUCCAGUGGCAUUCCACCUCCUAACCUCACAUGGAUGAAGGAUGGGCAUGAUCUAAAAUCAGACCAUCGGUUCAGGAUUUUAUCAGGAGGUCGUCAGUUGCAGAUUUCCAGCACUAAAAAAGCAGACACUGGUUCUUAUACCUGCACAGCUUCCAGCACAACCGGCACCACCGCCAAGGAGUACAGUCUGCAGGUUUAUGUUCGCCCUUCCAUCAGACGUGAUGAAGACGAUGAAGACGUUGCCGUGAUGAAGGGAGGUGACUUGACCCUACACUGUGCUGCAGAAGGUGUACCACGGCCAGCGAUCACAUGGCUAAAGGAUGGGCGACCCAUAACGAGUCAGCAUGGUGCCAAAGUCCAGAACGAGGGGCGACUGUUGCAGAUUAAAGAUGCUAAAGUGUCAGACACAGGGCGUUACACCUGCAUCGCAGUUAAUGUAGCUGGACAGGCGGACAGCAAGCAUGACAUCAGCGUACAUGUCCCACCUACCAUAACUGGUCAGGUGCAAUUCCCAGUGAAUGUGAGUGUUGUGGUGAAGAACCCCUUUUCUCUGAACUGCGAGGCUUCCGGGAUCCCUCCUCCGACCAUUUCCUGGUUAAAGGACGGUCAGCCAGUUAAGGCAACCAGCUCAGUGCGCAUCCUCUCAGGGGGACGCAAUCUCCGUCUGUUGCAAGCGGCUGUGGAAGACGCUGGGAGGUACACUUGUAUCGUCUCAAACAGCGCUGGAGAAGAAAGAAAGAACUUUGACCUUGACAUCUUAGUUCCACCGAGUAUUGUGGAGGAGGGAACGGUUGUGGAAACUAAAGUAAAAGAAAAAUACAACAUCACUCUCACCUGUGAGGCAUCAGGUAAUCCAGUUCCAGAGAUUAAAUGGCAGAAAGAUGGACAACUGCUGGUGCUUGACAGGCACCACCAGGUUUUGUCUUAUGGCCACUUUCUCCAGAUAUUUGAGGCCCAAGUGUUAGACACCGGCAGAUACAGCUGCACGGCCUCUAACAGUGCAGGGGACCGCAGCAGGCACUUCAACCUCAAUGUUCUAGUUUCUCCCACCAUUGCUGGUUCAGGCCCUGACAUUUCUGCCGAGGAGGUAACGGUAACCCUGAGCAGCCCCACCUCUCUGGUGUGUGAAGUGCAGUCUUACCCACCCGCUCUGGUCACCUGGCUCAAAGACGGCACUCCGUUAGAGUCCACUCGACACGUCCGAGUAAUUCCAGGUGGACGAACGCUGCAGAUUCUCAGUGCUAAGAAGGAGGAUGCCGGGAGGUACACGUGUGUCGCUACAAAUGAGGCCGGAGAAACGCUGAAACACUAUGAGGUCAAAGUUUUUGUUCCUCCACAGAUCAAUAAGAAUGACAUUCUUGGAGAGGGACUGGCCCCAAAAGAGGUGAAGAUCAAGAUUAACAGCACUUUGACCCUGGAGUGUGUGGCUCAGGCCUUUCCUACCCCAGCAAUGCAGUGGUAUAAGGACGGACAGAUCCUGCGGGCUGAUAGCCACGUGUCCAUUACAUCCAGCGGCCGCACUGUUCAGAUCAAACACGCUCAGGUGUCGGACACAGGCCGCUACACCUGUGUUGCCACUAACGUCGCUGGAGAAGACGAGAAGGACUUUGAUGUAAAUAUACAAGUUCCACCAAGGUUCAACAGAGCCGGUGGAGUCGGUGAGCCCUCCUCCAUUCCAGGCUUUGGAGGAAAUGCUCGGGACGUGAUACUCAACAAUCCCAUCUCUCUGUACUGUGAGACAAAUGCUGUGCCCCCUCCAACACUCACCUGGUACAAAGAUGGACAGCGAGUCAGCUCCAAUGACAAAGUUUUGAUCCUACCAGGUGGAAGAGUUUUACAGAUUCCCAGAGCCCACCUUGAAGACUCCGGCAGGUACACCUGCAUGGCCAUCAAUGAAGCGGGACAAGACUCCAUCCAGUAUGACAUUAGAGUACUAAUACCUCCGAGUAUACGAGGAACAGGCAGCGACGCUCCUGAAGAAGUUACCGUACACCUCAAUAAAACAACUCAGCUGGACUGUCAGGUGCAGGGAAACCCCGCCCCCAAGAUCACCUGGUUUAAAGACGGACAGGAUAUCAGCUCUCAUGGUCCACUUAAGAUUUUGUCCAACGGUCGGACACUUCAGGUGUUGACUGCUCAAGUCUCUGAAACGGGACGUUACGUGUGUGUGGCUGAAAAUGUGGCUGGAAGUGCAGAGAAACACUUUAAUCUUAAUGUUCACGUGCCUCCCUUAAUCGUUGGCGUGAGUCCGGAGAACUUGACCGUGGUGGUGAACAACUUUGUGUCACUUUCUUGUGAAGCUACCGGCUUCCCCCCUCCCACACUGAACUGGUUAAAUGACAGGGGCCCCAUCCAAGCCAAAACCAACACACUCAUUAUGCCAGGUGGACGAUCUUUACAGAUUCCUAAAGCAAAAGUAUCUGAUGGAGGGAAGUACAGCUGUGUGGCUAUAAACGCAGCAGGAGAAGCGCGCAAACAUGUCCACCUAACUGUGUUUGUUCCUCCGAGUAUCCGUGGCAAGAUCGGAGACUCUCCUGUGGAGGUUAAAGUACUAGCUGGUAAAUCAGUAACUUUGGAUUGUGAGUCCAACGCCGUCCCCCCUCCUGUCAUCACCUGGUACAAGAAUGGCAGAGCGCUGACAGAAUCUGCAAACCUGCACAUGCGGGCAGAGGGGCAGAUUCUAGAGAUUAAACCAUCUGAAGUGUCUGACACUGGACAGUAUGUGUGCAUGGCCUCAAAUGUUGCAGGACAAGUGAACAAGAAUUUCCACUUGAACGUUCAUGUUCCUCCCAGUAUUGAUGGUCCAGGAAAUGAGAGUGUAGUGGAAACCAUCAGUAACCCAGUGACUUUGACAUGUGAUGCUACUGGAAUCCCCCCUCCCAGUCUGACAUGGCUAAAAAAUGGACACCCCAUUGAGAACUCAGAUUCUCUGGAAAUGCACAUCUUCUCAGGCGGAAGCAAACUACAGAUUGCACGGUUGCAGUUUCCCGACGGUGGAACGUACACGUGUGUUGCUUCUAACAUGGAGGGCACAGCACACAAGAGCUACCACCUCACUUUACAAGUCCCACCCAGCAUCUCUGGAUCCGACAUGCCCAGUGAGAUGGGAGUUCUUGUGAAUGAAAGCAUCCAGCUGGUCUGUAAUUCUCAAGGAACCCCGACUCCAACUAUCCAGUGGUUAAAAGACGGAGAAGCCAUCAGCAGAGCACAAAUGAAAAGACUCAGCAUCAGUCCAAAUGGUAACACACUAAUCGUGACCCGAGCCGAUCCAUCCGACAGUGGAAAGUACACUUGUGUAGCCACAAAUCCAGCUGGAGAAGAGGACAGGAUAUUUAAUCUGAAUGUGUACGUGCCUCCUGUUAUCCUUGGCGGCAGCGAGGCUGUUGAAGACCUGACUGUGAUUAUGGAGAGUUAUGUCAGAAUGGAGUGUGUUGCUACUGGAUACCCUCUGCCUCAGCUGAACUGGCUGAGAAACAGCCUCCCUCUGCCAGUCUCCUCCAAGAUACAUGUCCUCUCUGCUGGACAGGUGCUUCGCAUCUCACGAGUCCAGGUGUCUGACAGUGGAAGCUACACAUGUGUCGCAUCAAACAGGGCAGGAGUGGAUAACAGGCAUUAUAAACUACAGGUGCAAGUUUCUCCUGGUCUGGAGGGAGCAGGAACCACAGAAGAUGUGACCGUAGUCAAAGGAAAUUCAGCUUCUUUGUCAUGUAUUACUGAUGGGACUCCAACUCCAAUCAUUACCUGGCUCAAAAAUGGAGGCACUUUAACACCUCACCAACAUGUCAGUCUCCUCAACAUGAAUAGCACUCUGCAGCUUAACUGGGCCCAGAUCAACGACACAGGUCCCUACACCUGUGUGGCUAACAACAACGCUGGUCAAGCUAGCCGCCACUUCAACCUGAAAGUUCUGGACCCUCCACACAUCAAGAGCUCUGGUUCACCAGAAGAAGUGUCUGUGGUGGUUAAUAAUGUCCUGGAGUUGCGGUGUGAGACCACAGGAAUCCCUGGACCCACUCUGACCUGGCUGAAGGACGGACACCCCCUCCCACAAACAGAUGGUCUGCGCCUCCUCCGUGGAGGAGAGGUUCUUCGUGUGACCUCAGCACAGCUGGAGGACACGGGCAGGUACAGCUGCUUAGCCAACAGUCUAGCAGGAGAUGAUGACAAAGAUUUCCUGGUCCGAGUCCAUGUUCCACCUAACAUUGUGGGAGAAAGCACACCUCAGGAUCUGCCAGUCCUUCAAGGCGGACAGGUAACUCUGGAAUGCAAAUCCGAUGCUGUUCCUCCUCCGACUCUGGCAUGGCUCAAAGAUGGCAAAGCCCUGCAGAUCUCUGCUCGUGUGCGUAUUCUGUCUGAUGGACGUUAUCUGCAGAUCAACCAGGCAGAGCUCUCGGACAGAGCUCAGUACACCUGUGUGGCGAGCAACAUUGCUGGAAAUACCACACGACUGUUCAACCUGACUGUUAAUGUGCCUCCAACUAUCAAAGACAGCUCCCAGGUGGUGUCCGUGCACGUCGAACAGCCAGCAGCUCUUGAAUGUGUAGUUAGUGGGGUGCCACCACCUCGCGUCACUUGGAGGAAAAACGGAGCAAUUUUAUCAGGAAACAACCCCAGGUACAUAUUUGCAGAGAAUGGUUCUUUACACAUCCAUUCCACUCAGGUAACCGAUACUGGACGAUACCUGUGUAUGGCAACAAAUCCAGCUGGCACUGAGCGGAAAAGAGUGGACCUGCAAGUCAACGUCCCUCCUUCGGUUGCUGUCAGUCGCACCAACGUGACGGUCAUCGUCAACGUGCAGACCACCCUACCUUGUGAGGCCACUGGUAUUCCCAAACCGACAGUCAGCUGGCAGAAAAAUGGUCGCCUCAUCAGUACUGACCAGAAUCAGAAUAUGUACAGAUUGCUGUCAUCGGGAUCCUUGGUGAUCCUUGCACCAACAGUGGAUGACACAGCAGUCUACAAAUGUUUGGUUUCAAAUGAAGCUGGGAAUGACUCCAGAUCGACCAACCUCAAUGUCAUUGUUCCUCCAUCUGUAGCAGAUGAGCCCACAGAGCUGGUUGUGACUAAACUGUCCCCGGUGGUCAUUGCUUGUACUGCAACUGGAGUUCCAGAACCCACAAUCCUCUGGAGUAAAGAUGGCAGGAAACUCCUUCAUAAAGGACAGGGAUACAGCAUUCUGCCAACAGGUCAAGUAGAAAUCCUUUCCGCUGAGCUUAGUCAUGCUGGUCGCUACUCGUGCAUUGCUAAAAAUAUUGCAGGCUCCGCUCACCGCCAUGUGCAACUCACAGUGCAAGAACUUCCUGUGAUCCAUUUCUCUCCAUCCACUCUGGAUGUGAUAGUCAACAGUGUCAUCUCUCUGCCCUGCAGAGCCACUGGCUCACCCAGACCCACCAUCACCUGGCAGAAAGAGGGCAUCAACAUACUCACUACAGCAGGUGGUGGCUUCACAUCACUUCCUGAUGGAAGUCUACAGAUCUCCAAGGUGUCGUUGUCAGAUUCUGGGACGUACGUUUGUGUGGCUCAAAAUCCUGCGGGCAAUGCGUUGGGCAAAACCAAACUCAGAGUACAAGUGCCUCCAGUGAUACGUUCAGAAACGCACGAGUACGUGGCACCUGUGGACUCCUCUGUGACGCUUCAUUGCCAAGCUGAAGGGUCUCCUCUUCCCUUUAUCACAUGGCACAAGGACGGGCAGCUGUUGAGAGACUCCGUUCACCAACAGGUUCUCGGCUCAGGAUCGCUGCAAAUCGCCUUCGUUCAGCACAGCGAUGCUGGACGAUACACUUGUGCUGCUGCCAACACGGCGGGCACUGCCAGCCUGGAUAUGAGCCUCACAGUGCACAUUCCUCCAUCUAUUCGAGGUGAAGAUCAAGAGGUUGUGGUUGUGGAGAACAGUCGAGCUCAGCUAGAUUGUGUGGUCGAGGGCCUCCCUCAACCCAAACUGUCCUGGGAAAAGGAUGGAAAUCCUCUCAGUGAAAGCACAGGGGAGCACACCAUUCUGCCAUCAGGGGAGCUAGUAAUCGACAGUGCUCAGCCUGAUGAUGCAGGGAGUUAUACAUGUGUGGCAGCUAACUCAGUUGGGGAGGACAGCUGGACAGUGGCGCUGUAUGUCCAUACUCACCCCGUCUUCACUGAGCUGCUCGGGGACGUUGCCCUCAACAAAGGAGAGCGUCUCAUGCUGUCCUGUGGCGUUGCUGGUGUCCCACUACCCAGGAUCACAUGGACCUUCAACAAUAAAAUUAUCAAAGCCCAUUAUGACCAUAUGAACAGCCACAGUGACCUGAUUAUAGAGAGAGUGAGCAAAGAUGACUCGGGCACCUACACCUGUGUGGCAGAAAACAGCGUGGGAACCAUUAAGUCCCUGGGUUUUGUUUACGUCAAAGAGCCUCCGAUCAUUGAUGGGGACCCUCACUCCAACCGCAUCGAGCCUUUGGGUGGAAAUGCUGUCCUGAGCUGUGAAGUACGUGGAGAUCCACCGCCAACCAUACGGUGGAGCAAAAACAGAAUUAACGUCCUAAUCAGCAACCGAAUCCGCCAGCUCAACAAUGGCUCACUGGCCAUCUAUGGCACUGUGAGUGAAGAUGCAGGAAACUACGUGUGUGUAGCAACAAAUGAUGCUGGGGUGGUGGAAAGAAGUGUCACCCUUACACUACAGAGUGCACCCGUCAUAACCAUUGAGCCUGUCGGGACAGUGGUGGAUGCUGGCACAACUGUAAUGCUGAACUGUCAAGCAGAGGGUGAGCCCACACCCACGAUAGAGUGGUCCCGCCAGGGUCGCCCCCUACUGGCCAACGACCGUAUUUCUACCUUCCCCAAUGGUUCCCUUAGGCUCACCAGAGCUCAGAAGGAGGACACAGCUGAAUAUGAAUGUGUGGCCAGAAACUUGCUUGGGUCUGUGCUGGUCAGAGUACCCCUCACUAUGCGAGUCCACGGGGGGUACUCGGAGUGGGCAGAGUGGGGCAUCUGUAGUGUUUCCUGUGGCGUUGGAACCCAGAAGAGGCUGAGGCUCUGUAACAAUCCUUUGCCUGCCAACGGGGGCCAUCACUGUGCAGGAUCAGACACAGAAACUCGCAGCUGUCAAAAACAACUGUGUCCAGUGGAUGGCCACUGGUCAGAGUGGUCUCACUGGGAAGAGUGUUCACAAACCUGUGGUCAAGGCAACAGAACCAGAAUCCGGACCUGCUCCAACCCUCCAGCUCAGCAUGGAGGAAGGUCGUGUGAGGGAAAAGCAGUGGAUGUCAUCAUGUGUAGUGUCAGGCCAUGUCCAGUGGCAGGUCACUGGGGGCCUUGGCUUCCAUGGAGUCCUUGCAGUGAGUCCUGUGGUAAGGGGUUACAGUCCAGGAUCCGACUGUGCAACAACCCUCCUCCAACAUUUGAUGGGCUGCAAUGUGAAGGCACCGACACGCAGUCACAAGUGUGCAAAGAAACAUCUUGUCCAGUGGAUGGAAAGUGGUCGUCAUGGAUGAGCUGGGGAUCCUGCAGUGUUUCAUGUGGGGGUGGAACUAGAGAAAGAACACGCCUCUGUGCCAGCCCCGCACCUCAGCACAGAGGCAGGAAGUGCGAAGGCAACGAUGUGCAUACUGACUUCUGUAACAGCAACCCAUGUCCCAUCAAUGGUAACUGGGGUCCAUGGAACAGCUGGGGCAGCUGCAGCAAGACGUGUAACGGAGGUCAGAUGAGGCGCUACAGGACGUGUGACAACCCCAGACCUGCUCAUGGUGGGAGGAUGUGUGCAGGAGCUGAUGUUCACAUGCAAAGAUGCAGCACUGCUGAUUGCCCUGUUGAUGGUAGCUGGGGCUCAUGGCAGCCAUGGGGGGACUGCUCUGCUUCCUGCGGAGGUGGGGAGAGGACUCGUGUCCGCCUCUGUAACAGUCCAUCUCCCGUUAAUGGUGGACGACCUUGUCCAGGAGAUUCCACUCAGCUGUCCAGGUGUAACAUUCAGGCGUGCCCAGGUGGGCCACAGAGGGCUCGAGGAAGCAUCGUAGGAAACAUCAACGAUAUCGAGUUUGGCAUCAGCCUUCUUAAUGCUUCCAUCACCGAGGGCAAGUCUGGCAGCAGAAUAAUCCACGCCUCUAUCUCAAACGUACCAAGGCCCUUAGGUCCUGCAAUGAGGAAGCUUAUCUCCAUCUUAAACCCCAUCUAUUGGACCACAGCCCAGGAAGUAGGAGGGGCCGUUAAUGGCCACACAUUAACAGGAGGUAUCUUUAGACGAGAGACGCAGGUGGAGUUUGCUACAGGUGAAAUCUUGAGGAUGACCCACAUUGCUCGGGGCUUGGACUCAGAUGGAGCAUUGCUGCUGGACAUCGUGCUGAAUGGUCAUGUACUACAGCUGCCUUCACAUGCCAAUAUCAACAUCAAGGACUACACUGAGGAUUACAUCCAGACCGGUCUGAGCCAGCUGUACGCUCUGUCCACUCGUUUGUUCACCAUCGACAAGGAGAGCGUGCCUUACUCCUGGAACCAUACCAUCACCUAUGAUCAAAAAAGAGGAAAGAUGCCCUACUUGGUAGAAACGCUUCACGCUACUUCCAUCAGUGCUCUCUACCGGCCUCUAGAGGAGGUGUUGGAGUAUAGCAUCCAAGCUAGUAUCACCAAAGGCGACCGUAGUAACCAGUGUCCUCAUGGCUUUACUUUGGUGUCUGCUGGGCCUUACUGUGCAGAUGAAAAUGAGUGUGAGGUUGGUAACCCCUGUUCCCAUACCUGCCACAAUGCCAUGGGUACCUACUACUGCUCCUGCCCACGAGGCCUCUCCAUCUCAGCUGAUGGCAGGACCUGUCAGGACAUUGAUGAGUGUUUGUUAGGAGGGAACAUGUGCCAUGGUGGACAGGACUGUGAAAACACCAUUGGCUCUUACAGAUGCGUGAUGCAUUGUGGCCGUGGAUUCAGAAGAACCACAGACGGUCUCAGCUGCACUGAUGUGGACGAGUGUCAGGAGUCCCACCCGUGUAAUCAGCACUGUUUGAACACCAUCGGAAGCUAUCGCUGUGCCUGUGAGCCUGGCUUUCAACUCAGGAACAGACGCUGCAUGGAUAUAAAUGAGUGCAGGCAGAGGGUUUGCCGAUCAGAUCAGCAGUGUAAAAACACUCGAGGUGGUUACACCUGUGUUGACCUGUGCCCAAAUGGGAUGACCAAGAGUGAGAACGGAACGUGUGAUGACAUCGACGAAUGCAAAGACGGCACCCACCAGUGCCAAUACAACCAGAUCUGUGAGAACACCAGAGGCAGCUACCACUGUACGUGUCCACGUGGCUUCAGAUCUCAGGGGCUUGGACGGCUUUGUCUUGACAUAAAUGAGUGCGAGCGGCUUCCACAGCCCUGCGCCCACCAGUGCAUCAACACACCUGGCAGCUUCAAGUGCAUCUGCCCACCAGGGCGCCACCUGCUAGGAGAUGGCAAGUCUUGCGCUGGGCUCGAGCGGCUGCCCAGCUAUGAGAGCUAUUCGUAUGGCUAUCGCACAACUCAGUCGUCUCCUGAACGCAGCCCCGCCCAGCGGCUGUACCACAGCCUGGCUUCUCACAGCUACCACUCGUACACACCCACCUCAGGCGGCCGCUACAGGAGCCGGAGUCGCAAGGAGGCUCACAAACACUCCUCAAAGCAGGAAGUCCUCACUUGUCAGGAGGGCUUUGAGCCCAAGGGUGCUCACUGCGUAGACAUCGAUGAAUGUGAGGUGAGGGACGCCUGUCAGCAUGAGUGCAUGAACACACCAGGAAGCCACAGGUGUCUUUGUCCUGCCGGUUACCGCCUGAUGACCAAUGGCAAGAUGUGCCAGGAUAUAGACGAGUGUGUGGAGCAGAACAUCCAGUGUGGAGCAAACCGGAUGUGCUUCAACACCAGAGGAAGUUACCAGUGUAUCGACACUCCCUGUCCACCAAACUACCAGAGAGACCCAGCCACGGGGUUCUGCUUGAAGAGCUGCCCUCCAAAUGACCUUGAGUGUGCGCUGAGUCCUUACGCCCUGGAGUACAAGCUGCUGUCUCUUCCCUACGGCAUUGCAGCCAACCAGGAUCUCAUCCGGCUGGUAGCCUACAUGCAAGAUGGUGUGGUGCACCCCAGGACCACCUUCCUGCUGGUGGACGAGGACGUCAAGUUACCUUUUGCUCUUCGAGAUGAGAACAUGAAGGGGGUUUUGUUUACUACUCGGCCUCUACGAGAGCCCCUGACAUACCGCAUGAAGGUCCGAGCUCUCUCCUACAGCGAGAACAGAGGUAUUGAAUACCAGACAACCUUCACUGUUUACAUCGCAGUCUCUGCCUACCCUUACUGAGAGCACUUUAAUCGGUGAGAGACCAAGGUUCGGCUUGGAUUAGCCUCAGUGUGAACGAGUGGUUUUUGGACAAGUGGCCCCGUCAGUAUGAAGACAGAAAGGAUGAGCGUGUGAGAGGCCAGUGGAUGCACACACUCUGGAGGACUUACGGAAGUAUCAACGAAAAGGGAAAAUGAAAAGAAAUGCGGAUAAAUCUCUGGAAACCUCUGUCAGGUUAUUCUGUUUUAUAUUUCCUUGUUUCUUGUUUCAUCUUCCUUCAUAUUUAUUUGGGAAAUUAUUAAGAUUUAAUUCCACAAAACUCUAAUUUCUCCCAAUUCCUUAACAGGUAGAUUCCAAUCCUGCUCAGUUUUCACUGUGCAUUUACAUUCACCUGCUAUUAACUUAUUGGGAAGUGCUUGAAUGAAAAAUGAAAAACAGGCUGCUGACCUGUUGUCGGCCACCAAAGUGGAGACUUACAAAUAUGGUGCUCAUUUUGGAGAUUAAGAUCUGAAAUGUUCUCUGCAUCCUCUGGCUGGGACCUAUCAGGCCCUGAUGACAUCAUCAGUUAUCCAGCAAUAGUUUUAUACCAAGAUGUAUUUUAUUUUUAUGACUUGUAUAUAAGUGGUUUCUUACAUUACUUGUAAUUAAUUACUGUAUUCAUUUUGUAAUAAAAAUGUAAUAAAACCACAAAGAAAUCACA